AUACCACUUGCUUAAAUUCACAAUCAUCACUUUCAUCUUCCAUCAAGCUGCCUCAUUUUCUUUUCUCACAUCCUUUUGUAAUAAGAAAGUAGAAGUGUGUGAAUCAUGGUCAAACUUGUGCUGCCAAACUCAGGACUUGAAAACAGGAUACAAACCUAUGAGCAGCUUGAGGUCCUAGAAAAAGAAGAAGCAGGAGAAAGACCAAAAUGGGACAACAAAGCUCAGUAUAUGCUUACCUGUGUAGGUUUCUGCGUGGGACUAGGAAAUGUAUGGAGAUUUCCUUACCUUUGUCAAAGUCAUGGAGGAGGAGCAUUUAUGAUCCCCUUCCUUAUAUUGUUGGUGCUUGAAGGCAUACCAUUGCUACACCUUGAAUUUGCAAUUGGACAACGUCUGAGAAAAGGAAGUGUGGGAGUCUGGAGUACUAUUCACCCAUCACUAAAAGGAGUUGGUGUGGCAUCAAUGUUGGUUUCUUUCCUUGUUGGCUUGUAUUAUAACACCAUUAUUGCAUGGGUCAUGUGGUACUUUUUCAACUCCUUCCAAGAACCUUUGCCAUGGAGUGAAUGUCCAUUAAAUUCAAACCGAACAGGUGUAGAACUGGAAUGUGCAAAAAGCUCCCCUGUGGAUUAUUUUUGGUACAGAGAAACACUUAAUACCUCAACAUCUAUUGAAGAUUCAGGCACCCUUCAGUGGUGGCUAGUGCUAAGCUUGGCUUGUGCAUGGGGUGUUCUGUAUGUGUGCACCAUCAGAGGAAUUGAAACAACGGGAAAGGCUGUCUAUGUAACAUCAACACUUCCAUAUGUGGUUCUCACCAUUUUCCUAAUUAGAGGCCUAACAUUGAAGGGAUCAGUAAGCGGAAUUGUGUAUUUGUUCACUCCAGAUGUAUCUGAAUUGGCAAAUCCCGUUACUUGGCUGGAUGCUGGUGCCCAGGUUUUCUAUUCAUUUUCGCUUGCUUUUGGGGGACUUAUCUCAUUUUCUAGUUAUAAUUCAAUACAUAACAAUUGUGAAAAGGAUGCAGUCAUUAUCUCUAUCAUUAAUGGUUGCACAUCCAUAUAUGCUGCCACCGUUAUCUAUUCUAUCAUUGGAUUCCGUGCUACAGCACAAUAUGAUGACUGCUUGGCAAGCAACAUCCUGGCACUUAACAAUGCUUUUGAUUGGCCAGAGGGAAAUAUAACUGAGGGUAACUAUGAAUACAUGCUGAAUUAUUUUAAUCAGUCUGACCCAACUGUGGUUACAUCUCUUCAGCUUCCCAAAUGUGAUUUAGAUACCCUUCUAUCUCAGGGUGUUGAAGGAACUGGGUUAGCUUUUAUUGUAUUCACUGAGGCCAUUACAAAAAUGCCAGUUUCCCCUCUGUGGUCAGUACUGUUCUUCAUAAUGCUCUUUUGCUUGGGGCUUUCUUCCAUGUUUGGCAAUAUGGAAGGAGUAUUAGUACCAUUGAUGGAUCUGAAAUUAAUACCAAAAUCAUGGCCAAAAGAAGCUGUCACAGGUACAAUAUGUGCUGUUUCAUUUUUGAUUGCACUUAUAUUUGUGAUGAAGUCUGGAAAUUAUUGGCUGACUCUGUUUGACAGUUUUGCUGGAUCCAUACCAUUGUUGAUAAUAGCCUUUUGUGAGAUGUUUUCAGUGGUUUACAUAUAUGGAAUAAAUAGGUUUAACAAUGACAUCAAAUUCAUGAUUGGUCAUAAACCAAACAUCUUUUGGCAAGCCACUUGGAGAGUUAUCAGCCCUCUGAUUAUGCUCGUGAUAUUCAUUUUCUAUUUUGUGGUUAAAGUUUCAGAGCAACCUUUAUACAUUACUUGGGAUCCCGACUAUGCAGAAUUUCCGAAGUCAAAAGAAAUUCCUUACCCCAACUGGGUGUAUGCAAUAAUUGUAGUACUUGCUGGAGUUCCAAGUUUAGUGAUACCUGUGUUUGCACUCGUCAUAUUUGUUAGGAGAUGCAUAAAGAAGGAUGAUGACCAGCAAAACAUUAUGAAUGCUGCAUCUAUGGUGUCUAUCAAUGGUGAUGCAAAAAACAAAGUGUAAAGUUUACAUGGAGAAAAUGACUUUAUAUUGACAGUAUAUCAGUAAAAGAAAACAGAAGAACAUGUUGUAUUACUAAGAUUCUUUCAUUUUAAAACAGAGGAAUACCACAGGAGAACACAUAAUGGAACAGAAGCAUCUGUAAAGGAAUGGAAAACAACAGUUUUUCUCACACAAAAGAGAAAUGUUCAGUUUUGCAUUCAAUAAUUACAUAAACAUCUCUGCUUGCUUUACAGAGUCUUUGGACAUAAUUUAGCAAAUCUCUCUAAAAGAAUAUUGCCCUUGUUUUCCAUAGCAACCAAUCCAAGCUCAGCUCACAUUUCUUAAAGGGCAUCUGUCAGCAGAUUUGUACCUAUGAUACUGGCUGACCUGUUACAUGUGCAAUUGGCAGCUGAAGGCAUCUGUGUUGGUCCCAUGUUAUUUUCCCUUAUUGCUGAGAAAUAUAUGCUAGAAAAAAGAAGCACACAUAGGGAGGACCACCGAGAACUUCACAAGUAGAUAAGGCGCUCAUCUGAAACAGUUGUGUUAGAGUUAGAGGCACAACACCUGCUAAGCGUAUCUGUAAAAACCACCGCAGCUGCUGCUCACACUGUCGCAAUCAGAGAACUGACCAAGUGCACUAUCCAGGGAAAUGUAUGAAAAAAGGUAGCACUGCACGUCUCGGCGGAUCAGAAGAACCGGAGUUGGUUAGGUGAGCUUAGGAGUUCUUUAUUGGCAGCAAUAACUCAUUGGCUGUACCGGCCUUAGUCAGAUUCAAACUAUCCUUACAAUUUACUACACUGAUUUAAAACCUGAUUGCUGAAAAAUAUGAUGUUUUAAUAUAUGCAAAUAAACCUAUAGGAGCAAUCGGGUGAUGCCAUUAUAUCUAGAGGCUCAGCUCUCUCUGCAACAAAUGCACCCACUUCACUUUGACAGGGCCAGGCAGUGUAAAUCAUAUCUGGCCCUGUCAAUCAAAGGGCAGAAAAUGCAGCAGUUACAGAGAGAGCAGA
This is a messenger RNA of Bufo gargarizans (Asiatic toad), 3002 nucleotides long. RefSeq names its product solute carrier family 6 member 19 (gene SLC6A19). Bases 106 to 2016 code for a protein of 636 amino acids. Lineage: Eukaryota; Metazoa; Chordata; Amphibia; Anura; Bufonidae. Gene Ontology annotation, cellular component: plasma membrane. The record is from RefSeq and is a predicted model, not a curated record. The transcript has 12 exons. Gene Ontology annotation, biological process: sodium ion transmembrane transport.